AUGCCUAAAAGAGCUAAAACACCAAAAAUUUCACCAAUGGUAAAAAAGCCUACAAUCAUGAAUAGUUAUGAUGUAGCUGCGACUGAAGUAUGGGUAAAAUGUGGUGAAUGUGCAAAUACUUUAGGUUUGAAUGAAGCUGCCAUAAAAUCAUUUGAAAAUGCUGUUAAUAGAGAUCCUUCAAAUAUAGCUGCAUUAUGCGGUUUAAGUUUAUCUUUAAGAUUGAAUGAUAUAAAUAAUAAUGAAACUUUUGGUUCACAAUCAUCAAUUGAAAGAUUAAAUUCUUCUAUUGAAUCAUUUCCAAAUUUAUUAAAAGAUUCGAAUAUUUUCAAAGAAUUAUCAGAAUGUUAUUUAUUAAUUGGUUUAAAUGAUCAAGCUCAUCAAGCUAUACAAUCAGCUAUACUGUUAUCACCUCAAGAUGCUUCAUUAUGGUUAUUGAGUGCGCAAACUUUAAUUAGAGUUGGUGCAAGAGCUCAUGCAGCAAAUUCAUUGACUCAUUGUCUUUCAUUAUUACCACAAACUGGAAAAUAUUCACAACAAGAUAUUGAAACAGCAAGAGCAGCACAUGCGGAAUUAGCAGCUAUUGCAGCAGCAGAUGGAAACAUAGAAACUUCAAUUGCGGAAUUAAGUUCAACUUUAUCAUUACCUCCGCCACCAUUAUCAAGAAUAGAUGAACAUAUUGCAUUGUGGUGUGCUUUGUCUACAGCUAAGGAAAGAGCCAAUGAUAUAAUUGGUGCUAUAAAAGCUUGUGAAGAUGCUGAAGUUGCAGUUGGUGAUUCUCCAAGAAUUAUAAUGACAAGAGCUUAUUUAUUAUUAUUAUUAAAUCCUAAAGAGAAUUCAGAAAUAGCAAUAAGUUUAUUAAAUAAAAUUGUAAAUUUAGAAGAUGAGAAUUCUAUAAAUGAUGGAACUGAUUUUCUACCUUGGUAUUUAUUGGGAAGAGCUUAUUCAUUAACUGAUAGACCUAGAUUAGCAUAUGAUUCAUAUCAAGUUGCCUUAAGAUGUGCUUCAAACUCUCCAAUUACUUGGUUAGCUGUUGGUAAAUUAUAUUUAGAAUUAAAACAAUUACCAGAUGCAUUAGCUGCUUAUUCACAAGCUUUGAAAUUACAAAUUGAAGAUGGAUCACAAGGUACUGCAACCGCAUGGGAUGGAUUAAGUUGUGUUUAUGAAAGAUGUGAUGAUCAUUUGAUGGAUGCAUCAGAUGCUUGUAGUAGAGCAGGUUCAUGUUUUAAAGCAAUUGGUGAUUUAAAAAAUAGUAAUUAUUUUGAAAUAAGAUCAGAACAAUUAGCAAAAGCUGCCAAAAAUGAAUGUCCAAUACCAGAAUUAAGACAACCACCGGAUGUACCAAGCUUUUUGUUAAGAGAUUUAGUUGCGUUAGCUCCAAAUGAAAGAAUUGCCUACACACAAACACAAAGAACCGAGCAUGUUAAACAAGAACAACAACAUCAACAUCAACAACAACAAGCACAGCAGCAACAACAACAACAACAACAACAACAAGCACAGCAGCAACAACAACAAGCACAACAAAUUCAUCAACAACAGCAAACACCUUCAUUACAACAUCAGCAUCAACAUCCUGCACAACAACAGCAUCAACCGCUGAUACAGCAACAGCAACAACCACACCAAUAUCCUCCACAUUAUCAGCAAUCACCACAAUUAGUUCAACAAGUGCCUCAUCAACAACAACCUCCGCCAACAUCACAACAACAAACACCAUCACAACAAGUAUACAGAAGUGCCCCAGCUACAAACCAACCACCACCACCACAGCAAUCACAAUACUAUUAUCCACCUCCGCCACAUCAACAACAACAACAACAACAACCAGGUCAACCAUAUUAUUACCCUCCACCUCAUCAACAACAACAACAACCGCAAACACAUCAGCAAUCCCCACCACAACAUUCCCAUCCGCAAAUGAUUCAACAACAAGGUCCACCAGGUCCACCACCAGGUGCAGCUGCGUAUUCUAUGGGUGGAGUUCCAGGAAGUUUACCACCACCAGCAGGAGCUUAUGGGCAAUAUUUACCUAUUCCAGGUGGAGUACAUAACGGACCACUGCAAUAUUCAUCACCAAAUUCAUGGAGAAGAUAA
Molecule: messenger RNA, 2094 nt
Organism: Lodderomyces pseudojiufengensis
Lineage: Eukaryota; Fungi; Ascomycota; Pichiomycetes; Serinales; Debaryomycetaceae
Gene: TCC1
Product: Tcc1p
Exons: 1
Coding region: 1-2094 (697 amino acids)
Biological process (GO): regulation of gene expression
Molecular function (GO): chromatin DNA binding; RNA polymerase II cis-regulatory region sequence-specific DNA binding; protein binding
Source: RefSeq, a predicted model, not a curated record